Cryptotermes secundus is the source of this 5489-nucleotide messenger RNA. Its product is annotated as ubiquitin carboxyl-terminal hydrolase 8. Lineage: Eukaryota; Metazoa; Arthropoda; Insecta; Blattodea; Kalotermitidae. The coding region runs from base 270 to 3221 and encodes 983 amino acids. The record is from RefSeq and is a predicted model, not a curated record. Gene Ontology annotation, biological process: protein deubiquitination. Gene Ontology annotation, molecular function: cysteine-type deubiquitinase activity. The transcript is spliced from 16 exons.
CUAAUCGGUCCGAAUGGAACCGCUGUCAAACAAAAUUGUAACAGCUGACGUACAGUAUGCAGUGCUUUGAGUGCUUGCGAGCAUUUCAGCAAUAUAAUAUGGGCAGUUAACUAUUAAUUAAUACUAUAUUGUGUGUAGUUUCAGAAAUGACCUUACAUGUGCAGUGAUAUACGUGUUAUGUUGUAAGUGUUAAGUGUUGGAUUUAGAACAAGUGACAGUUAAGAACUGAAGGGAUCGUUAGUAAAUUGUGGUUAGAACAUAAAUUCAAUAUGCCAGAAACAAAAUUAAAAACUUUAUACGUGGGCAAAUCAAUUGCAGAUUUGAAGAAAAUUUUCAAUAUUGAAGACGUUAUUAAAGGAAAAAAAGCAAAAACGCUCUGUACCACAGCCGACAAGUUGUUUGGUCAAGCAGAACAACAUAAGGAUUCUGGGGAUGAGGAGAUGAGUUAUGUUUGCUACAUGAAAUACCUUACAAUAGUGACCAUGGUUCAGAAGCUAGAAGAGUAUAAGAAGGAAAGGGACCAUUUCAAUCAGUUGCUUGGUGCGAAGAACAUAAAAAGUGCACUAGAUAUGGCAGAAAUACUUGCAGGCAGUUUGGAACAAAGAUAUGAAUUAAUGAACGAGCAACAGAAAUUUGAAGCUGAACAGCGAGUUCAAGAAGAGAGAGAGGCAAUGGAAGAAUUGAAGAGGAAGCAAGUGAAACUGGAAAAGCCAACUGAAGACCCCAGCCCAGCCAAUGGAUUACCAGGUGCAAAUGAUGUUAGUAUAUCUAGCAGACAACUGCAUUCUCUCUUGAAAGAUAAUAAAACCAACAUCCUAAUUCUUGAUUCUCGGGGAGCUGCCUGUUAUGCUGAGUCUCAUAUGGCUAUUGGAAAGUGCAUAAAUGUUCCAAAAGACAUAGUAAUACCAGGGACAAGUGCAGAAGCAUUGGGGAAGUCACUUGAUCCUGAAUCAAGACAGUCUUGGGGUGAAAGGAAAAAUGCAGAUUUGGUUGUGCUGUUGGAUUGGUUCACAUCAGAAAAAUCUCAUCGGCCUGGUACCAACCUAUACACGCUUAAGAAUAUUUUGAUCAAGUGGGAUCCUGGUAUCAUCUACAAGUCUCCCCCACUUAUUCUGGAUGGAGGAUAUGAAGACUGGUUACUGACAUACCCCAUGCACACUACAAAUCCCCACGUGAAAGUACCAUUUCAUGAUAGUCUGACAGAAGUGAAUGAUCUCUUAGGUGGUGUGGAAUACCCCAAUUUUUUGGAGUCACCUCAACCAGCCAUUGACCGUACGUCUAAGCCACAAUUUGGUGGAAAAGGAAGUCUUUUGGAGGAUAAUAUAAACACUAUACAAGUAGCAAUACCAGACAGUGUAAGUGAAGGUCAGUCAAGGGUAACCAGCUUUUCAUCAGACAGAACAAAGGACAUUGUGAAGCCAGGAGUGGAUCGGGGGUCCAAGGCUGCAGCUUUGCAGACAUAUGAGGAACGGAGUCGGGAGAUAAGUGAGCCGCUGCUUUCUGAGAUAGAAAAGAGAGCACAAAAGUUAGAGGAAUCUGAACUAAAAGCAGAGCGUGAGCGAGAGAUACUGCGUAUCAGCAAGGAGAAAGAAGCAGAAGAGGAACGUGUACGACUGCUGCAGAAUAGAGAGGAAGAGCUUCUACUCAGCAUUGCUAAACUAGAAGAGAAGCAACAGGACCAGGAAGCAGAAAAGCAACAGCUCAGGGAUCAGUUAGAGCAAUUUAAACAGGCAGAUAAAGAGAAAGCAGACAAGGCACAGAGUCAGAAGGAAGAAGCUGAGAGAAAGGAAGAAGAAAGAAAAAGGCUAGUCAAAGAACAGGAAGAGAGGAAUUUGCCACAUCGAGAGAAAACCCGAAUUGGAUUAGUAAACGGCUUGAAGCUCUUGGUGAAAAUGCCAGAGGACAGGCAACGAAUGAAAGAUGCUGAGAAAGCCAGGAAAAUAGAAGUGGAGAUUCGAAAAGAAAAGGAGAAAGGGAGGCAAGAGCAUGAGAAAGGUACAUAUGCACAGUUAAGACGCGACAUUCCAGCAAGCCCAAGUAUAAUGCAGCGCUCUCACUCAUACCACAAUAUUGCGCAGAUGCGGGAUGACCCUGAUCUGAAUGUGAAACAUGAAACCCCACACUAUGAUCGAACUAUAAAACCUCUUCAGAAGCCACAACGUUCCGAGGUCAGUGCAGCACGUCGUAGAAAUUUCAAUCCUGUAUGGGGAAACAUGGGUAAAGGGAUCACUGGAUUGAAAAAUCUCGGCAACUCCUGUUACAUGAACUCUAUCAUCCAAUGUAUUAACAACACCACUCCAUUAGCAUUGUACUUCUGGAAGGGAGCCUACCAUGAGGAUGUGAACUAUGACAAUAACAGUACACGGGGUGAAGUUGCUGAGGAGGUUGCAGCUGUGGUGAGUGCACUGUGGUCGGGUCAGUACCGAUCCAUCGCAUGUCGAGAUCUGAAGAAUGUGGUGGGUCAACAUAGGAAGCAGUUCCAAGGCUGUGAACAACAAGAUUCACAUGAAUUUCUUACCAUUCUAAUGGAUUGGCUUCAUGAAGAUCUUAACAAGAGGAGUAGAAAGUCUCCAUUAAAAGAAACAAGUAAUGACAACUUGUCGCCAGCAGAUCAAGCUUGGGAGAAGUUCCGGAGAUGUAAUGAGUCACUAAUUCGAAGUUUAUUUUAUGGCCAGCAAAAAUCCACAGUUCGUUGCUGCAAGUGUAGUGAAGAAUCAGUCACAUUUGAAGCAUUCUCAGAUCUGUCAUUGCCUCUCCCCAGCUCCAGCAACAAGUGUUCUCUUGUUGAGUGUAUGAAGUUGUACCUGAAUGGUGAGAAAAUUUCUGGGUGGAACUGUCCAUGCUGUAAGGAGAAGCGUGAUGCCAUCAAGAAGUUUGAUAUUUGGAGACUACCCCCCAUUCUUGUCAUACACUUGAACAGGUUUUAUCAUGAUGGCUGGUGGCGCAAGCGACAGACAUAUGUGGAUUUUCCGUUUAAUCUGGAUAUGCGUCAUUUCUCAUUGGUGCCAGACCAGCGGUAUGUCAGUUAUAAAUUAUAUGGUGUAUCAAAUCAUUAUGGCUCCAUGGAAGGCGGUCAUUACACUGCAUAUUGCAAAAAUGAACUUUACAACAAAUGGUAUAAGUUUGAUGACCAUGAAGUAAGUGAAAUCUCUAAUAAUGAUAUUCGUUCUGGUGCUGCAUACAUCCUCUUUUAUACAGCUAUAUCAGGGAAUAGCAGCUAAAGAGCCAUUAGUAGAUGAGCACAGUUUCAACACAUGUGCUGAAUUCAUCCUUGGCUACAUUACUUGUCAAAUAAGUGAAUAUAAUGCUAAUAAUAAUAAUAAUAACUCUUUUGAUAAAGAGUCUUCUCCUGUUUUUAGUCGUAAUUUUUGUUCAAAGUUGACUGCAUUUCACAUUAAAUCACAAUUUUGGAAGCUUAACCAGACAAAGCGAUUUUUAUGUCUUAGGACUUUUCAUUUUUACUUUGCAACAUAAGAUACAGUCAACAGUCAUAAAAUAAAAUAUAAAAGUCUCUAAUGUAGGUCUUCAGUACAUGCAGCGAAGCCAUAUUACCAUGUUAAUGUAAGAGUAAGCAGUUUACAAUGGUAUGUGAUUUUCACCUACUUGAAUCCUGUUCGACUUAAAUAGAAAUUGAAAUGUGAGAGUCAUCAUCUGAAAAAUAUUUUGCUUGGUUUGCAUGAUUUAAUGGAUGCCCCACUGAGUGGUAGAAUAGGGUGACUGUUACGGGAUCCUUGAGAUCUUUUCAUGGAGAGUAUAUGUACUGUCAAGGGAACAGCAGACAAAACAUUAUUGCCAAUCCAUUUUUCAAUAUUAUUUUUAGUCUGUAAUAGUGAGAAAAUUGGGUGUGUCUAUGAAAGACAGGAACAUACAGGCAUAGACAGUCAGCUUGCAGAUGGUGGUGAGGUCGUGAGCCUUGUACGCCGGCCACCCUUUAUCCCCAGGAGAUUCCUGGUACUCAUUUUUCUUAAAGUCUGAGUCAACCCAAGAGCCAUAGUGAGGCUGGAAGGGUAGUCAUCAUUUUAUUGAUACUGAAAUUCCCUGUAUCAUCACUCAGACAGAAAUUUUAUGUUAAUAUGUAAAGUAAUAAAUUGUUUUCAAAUGGAAAAGUGCAUACAGACCUGAAUAAUGCAUUAUUUGGCAUAAAGUAGAAAGAACUUGUAAAGUCAAAACUUUGCGUUAAUCACUGACUGACUGUGGUCCUGGUCUGGUCUUGUAAUUUGCUCCUGGCCUUCACCAGCACAGUCAUUUUUGGUUUCAGGCCCUGUGGGACCUAUAACCAUCUUUUUGGCCUAGCCCUGUUUUGUUUUGGGGUAAAUUGCCGCUGGCUUUGCCAGCACAGUUAUUCUUGGUUUUUGGCCCCACAGGACCCAUGAACCAUAUUUUUCUCAUGACACAACUCUUGGCAGUUCCUCUUUAUAUAACUUCAGCAUGGAUUACAUAGAAAACACUGUUUCCAGCAGCUUCUCUAUUGUUGUGUGCAUAUUUGUUGCUGUGGGAACAUGUUUACUGAGACUUUGCCUAGCACUGGACAUCUGUGGCUCAACUAUUCUGUCAUUCAAGCUAUGUGUAGCAUAAUGUAUCCUAUGAAGGAGAAAAGGGCUUAAAUGUAAAAUUGUAAGUUUUGUCAAAAUAUUAUUAAUUGCAGAUCAGAUAUUUAAACAUCAUUAAUUUCUGGGCCUACAAGAAUAUGAAUUUAUAAGCCACUUUCUAGACCAUUAUCUUAUGGUAUUGAGCCAUGGACAGUAAAAACAAACAAGAGAAGACUGAUAUCGGUGGAAAUGCAUUUUAUGAUGAAUGAUGGAUUGAAUGAAGAAAUUAAGAGGAACUACAGAUUCCACAAAUAUAAGAAUUUAUAGAACAGCACAGAAGAAUUUGGAAGGAACAUGUUAACAGGAUGAGCACUGACAGGAUUCCAAAUAAGAUAACCUUACGUUCUACAGCUUUUUCAUGGAUUGGCGUAAUGUUUUAACUCUUUGAAGCACAAAUUUCAUCUAAGUAAAUGUCCUACCUUGCAGUAAAUUCACUGUCUCCAUUAUGAAAACGAAAUAAUUUCCAUUUAUCGUGAAAAGUAAGCAAAACAUCAAUACACUGAGAGUAAAAAUAAGAGAUUUUUAAUGUUAAAGCUGGUAUGCUUUAAAGUAUAAUAGUGCUCUAAAUCUGCUAUAAGAAGGCGUAAUUGAUGGUGUUGUAAUUGUAAGAUAUUGUGUAUUUUCUUGUAAAAUGAGUUAAAUUUUGAAGAAAAUAGUAUUUAUGAUGAAAGUUUGUAGCUGGUGUACAGAUAAUAGAAAAUCUUAAUAUUUUCAUAUCGCUGUAUGUAUAUGUACAAUUUACAUUGCAUUUUAAAUGAAUAAUAUCUUAUAAUGCAGUUUGUUUAAAAUUUGUCUCUUUGUCUAUGCCAGUAGUGUUGAGAAUGAUUCUUCAUUACAUCUGCACCAACUUAAGGAUUAUGCCCUAACUGUAAAGUACCGUUUUAAAAGCAUAUGUGUUUA